AUGGCAAUUGCAAACAGAUCAGUUCCUGAUGUCUGUGCAACUUGCCACAUUCAUGCAACAUGUCAGCAGAGUGGAGGAAAAAGUGUUUGCAUCUGCAACUAUGGAUUUGUAGGCAAUGGAAGAACCCACUGUCAAGAUAAAGAUGAAUGCCUGAUUGGAGCCAGAAAGAUCUGUGGAAAUCAUACACUGUGUCACAAUACACAUGGAAGUUUUUACUGUGUUUGCCUUGAUGGAUACCGAGCCUCCAACAACAACAAGACAUUUAUUCCCAAUGAUGGCACAAACUGUACAGAUAUAGAUGAAUGUGAGGAGUCUGGGCUGUGCGGUCACAAUGCAAGAUGUGUGAAUACUGAAGGAAGCUACAUGUGUUACUGCAAUGAUGGUUAUAAAUUAGAAAAUGGAGAGCAUUCUUUUCGUAAAGAUGAAAACAUGGUUUCAUGCAAAGAAAUUGGAUGUGGUUCCCCUCCUGAAAUGAAGCAUGGCUACAUUGUGGGGAACUACAGCUCACUGCCAGGAAGUGCAGUUCAUUAUGAAUGUCAAGAAGGGUUUUACAGCGACCAAGGAAAGGUCUCAUACUGCACUGCAAAUGAAACUUGGGAACCUGCCACUUUAAGCUGUAAAGGUGUGGAUUGUGGGGUUCCACCUUCUGUUUUGAAUGCACGCCCACAUUCUGUAAAUGGUACCACAUACAGAAGUGAAGUUACUUAUGAUUGUGUUCAUGGUUACCUGACGGCAAGUGGCAGUGGCACUGCAGUCUGCAAUGCCAGAGGACAGUGGGAUGGCCCUGAUUUGGUGUGCAAAGCAAUAGACUGUGGCAAACCUUUUCUCAUUCCACACACGACGAUGACCUGGGACAACUCUACCACUCUGUGGAGCAGAGUGUACUAUCAGUGUGAAGAAGGGUAUUAUUUCAAUGGAGACAGGAAUUUUUCGGAAUGCACAAUAGAUCAGGCAUGGGAGAAUAUUACUUUCAUAUGCAAAGAAGAGGAAUUAUUCAGUAAUUUAUCCGUAUUCAAUGAAACAUGUGUGAGGUGGCAAAGGAAAACCGGAAGACUGGGAGUGCAGGAAACAUACACAUUUCAUAUACUGGGCCAAAGAUUGGAUGAGAAGACAUUCUCAGAAGAUGUGAUAUUUAACAUCAGUACAAAUGAAGAUAAUCCAAAGGUGUGUUUGGAUCUGAACUCUGGAAGUAACUACGUGGUGAAUAUAACCACCAUUUCUUCCACCAACAUCACCGUCUCAGUUACAGUAGCAAUUCAAACAAAGGUAAAGGAAGCUUUCAAUAAUGUGUUAAUUUUUAAUGAUACCUGCUUGAAAUGGAGGAGAAAUGUCAGGGGAACUGAUGUGGAAGACACGUACUCAUUUCAUGUGCAAGGCCAGCGUUGGUAUCAGAAGAACUUCUUUCAUGAAAUGAUCUUUGAAUUUUCCACACACAAGCAUGCUCCUGAAGUCUGUUUAGAUUUGCAGCCAGGCACCAAUUACUCUAUUAAUAUUUCCAUGGUAGCUUUGAAUUUUUCACUGCUUGUUUCUAUGACAACUCAAAUUACAGAUCCCCCUUUCCCAGAAGUAGAAUUUGUUGCAGUUAAAGGUUCUGCACCUUUGCUCAGACUCCGGAAAGCAGAAGAUCAAAAUGGACCGAUCAGUCUUUAUCAAGUGAUUGUGCUUCCUCUGGAUUUGCAGAGCACUUUUAUUUGUGACUCCUUUGCUGCUGCAACUUUCUUUAGUAACACCACUGACAUUAAAGGAUAUGUGGCAGCUGAAUUUCAGGCGAAGGACGUUGCUGAUAAUAUGUCAAUUGCUCUUGGAGACAGACAUUACUAUGGGAAAUUUUAUAAUGCUCCUUUAAAGCUGGGAGAAGAGUAUUGYGUUUUUUUGAGAAUAAUAAGUGAGUGGAAUAAGGUAAGAACACAGUCCUGUGCUGUUUGGGCACAAAUUAAAAAUUUACCACCCACUCUGCAGUACAUGACUGCAGUUGGAUUGGGGUCAGUCGCUGCUGUCUGCGUUAUCCUGUUCCUGUCAUUCUCUGUGGCACGGUCUUAUCUGCACAGCACAGUGCAUACCUCACCUGCUUCUGUACCCUGUGAGGCUGUACGUUUAUCUACUGCAGUAGACGUGGCACAAGCAGGGGCUGCAUCAUCAUUCCUAGAGAUUGAAAAUGUCUCUCUUCUCUGAUAAUCUGUUCCCUGAAGUCAGCAUAGAGAAAACGUACUCCUCUUUCAAUGCCAACAUCUGUCGGGUAUGGACGUAUCUUCACAUCACAUAUGUGUGACUACAGCAUGGGCGAUUUUAGGGGAUUUGUCACUGGAAGUGAGAUUCCAGAUGGUGCGGUGUGCAAAGGAGAACCUUCCUCACAAACAGGUUUGUGUCAGGGACAUUGUCAUGCAUCCCAUGUGCUGGUCACAGGCUUUCAGCCAUUCCAGCUGCAUAAGUGCCUGAUAAUGAGUGCUUGUAUUGUUCUUGGUUACAYGAAUAAUCCCCUGAUCCAGUUGAGACUGUUUGAGGAUUAACUGCUACUUUGGAUACCUUWGCACACAUGAACUGGCCUAUUAUGAGUGAAAAUACAGACCUACCCUUACAUGAGAUGAAGUGCCUAUUGUAUUCCCAAUUAUAAAGGUAGAACACUUCUGUCAGUCACAGGUAAUGAUACAUCAAUAAUGUACACUUGUCAGCCAUGAAGCUGUCACAUUUAGGCAGUGUCAGCAACUGAUGUGUUUCAGAGAUACUGCGAUCAUUGCUCAUAGCAAUUAGCAAUAAUUGCAAAUAAUACAGCAAUCUAUAAAACUGCAGUUUGCUCAAAAGCCGAGUAACUUUAAUGGCAUGUGAAACUAAUUUAAGAAAGGACCUUCCUGUGUUAGGUGCAGUUUGGUUAAUCUCUGGUCUAUAAUUACAGCUGAGUAAAGUCAUUAAAUCAUUGUCUGGUUAAUGGGCUGGUGUGUAACAUCUGGUUAGAGUCACUUUAUAAAGUACAAUUAACCAAUUUCCUGUGGCAUGCUUGCAGUUAAUAUAUUUUUUUCUUCUGUAAGAAAGAAUCAAGUGGCUUUGAUUAUUUYCACUCCUCUUCAGAAGUUGCUUUGUUUCAUGAUAGCAAAACGAUUCUGUUAAUCGGUGAA
This is a messenger RNA of Malurus melanocephalus (red-backed fairy wren), 3110 nucleotides long. It is a transcript of the gene SUSD1, whose product is annotated as sushi domain containing 1. Gene Ontology annotation, molecular function: calcium ion binding. Bases 1 to 2172 code for a protein of 723 amino acids. The transcript is spliced from 16 exons. The record is from RefSeq and is a predicted model, not a curated record. NCBI's taxonomy places the organism in Eukaryota, Metazoa, Chordata, Aves, Passeriformes, Maluridae.